Messenger RNA from Umbelopsis ramanniana AG, 624 nucleotides. RefSeq lists its product as uncharacterized. The record is from RefSeq and is a predicted model, not a curated record. The transcript is spliced from 3 exons. The coding region runs from base 71 to 442 and encodes 123 amino acids. NCBI's taxonomy places the organism in Eukaryota, Fungi, Mucoromycota, Umbelopsidomycetes, Umbelopsidales, Umbelopsidaceae.
UACUGUAAAUUUUCACUGACUGGGAUUUUUGCUGUUCCCUCAUCUCUUUCUUUCCCUUCGCUGAUAAUCAAUGGAAAAGUUCAAGGAAAAACUUGCCUCUCUUCGCGCUGAAUCCGAUGCCGCUAAUGCUCGUGCUGAUGAACUAGAGGCCAAGGUCAAGCAGUUGGAAGCUGAACACACUUCCAAGGAUCACGAAAUCUUGUCUUUGCAAAUUCGUGUGAAGAAUCUCGAAGAACAGGCUGAAAAGGUGGAAACUGCCCUUCGCACCACUACUCAAAACUUCAACGAGGCAGAUUUGAAAGCAGAGGACAACGAGCGUAAGAAUGCAAAGCUGGAGCAAGAUCUGGCUGAAAAGGAGAAGCAAUACGAAGAGAUUGUUGAGAAGUUCAAUGCCUCCAAGGCUGAAUUGGAAGAACUCUCUCGCCAAUUCGAAGACUUGUAAAGACGCUGUUCUAUCGGCUGGCAAAACAAGCUUGUUUAUUCCCUUCUAUAAUCCCUUCUUAUCCCAAUUUUGUCGUUGUUUCCUUCUUUUCUUUUUAUAUCUCACUGACAAAGUAAAAAUACACGCGCAAACGCUAUCAAGCAGCACGGUUGUUUAAAAUAUUGCUUUGCCCGAAGAGACAU